Messenger RNA from Eremomyces bilateralis CBS 781.70, 932 nucleotides. RefSeq lists its product as uncharacterized. The record is from RefSeq and is a predicted model, not a curated record. The annotation marks the transcript as partial. The transcript has 4 exons. NCBI's taxonomy places the organism in Eukaryota, Fungi, Ascomycota, Dothideomycetes, Eremomycetales, Eremomycetaceae.
AUCAGAUACUGUUCGCUCCGAAUCCUUGACCCCGACGCUCUUGCCCGCCUGCGAAACAUCAGCGUAGCCGAGAUCCGGGGAUUCAUGCUCUGGUAUCUGGACAACCAUGCUAUGACAAAGCUGAAUUCCUUCUAUGUGCUGAUGCGUUACUGGCGGAUGAUGUACGCUCGGAAGUUAUACCAAAGGCUUGACCUUGUCAUCGCUUCGGAUAUGAAAGACUUCAUCGGCACCGUCAUAAAAAGCGAGUACAGCUUGAGUGAAGGUAUAAAAAAGAAGCCUGUUAUGAACGUAGAUGAUAUAUACUUGCUCCUAUUCUCCUACUGCGCGAUAUCGAACGAGUACUACGCGCACGAGCGGGAAAGAGUUCAACAUAGUCUGAUUAUCCUUUUCAUGAUCAGCACCUCUACAAGGCCGUCGACUCUCGUCGAAGGUGGCGGCUACUAUAACACAAGCGAAUGCCUGAAGUACAAGGAUAUUGAGAUAUUCAAGGUCAACGAUCCAGAACUCCCCUCUCAACAAGUCUUUUCUUAUAAGAGUCCGGCUUCGGCUUCUCAAGGGCCUUCGACAGCGACUGGAUCAAGCAGCCUAAGGACUUCCAUACAUUUUCGGUCCCAUCUCACCAGAAAAGUGUGCAACUACAUUAGAAAGAGUUAAUAUAUGACAUUACGAUUCUCCGGCGAUCUGUUGUUCGCGGCGGAGAGGUGACCAUAUUACCGGAUAAAUCGGUUCAGUAUAUGAAUCUCUAUUACCAGAACGCGCGACUAGGCAUAUCUGCUGGCUUUGCAGAUACUCUCGGGCUAUACAGCUAUCGCAGAGGUGCUGGUGAAGUGAUUGAUUACGUAGCUGGUUCAGAUAUGGGGAGCUUUGUAAUGUAAUGGACCAUGCUCGUACAAGUCUCUUUGAGCGCUAUUAUCGUAAUAGCGUUGUCCAGC